Messenger RNA from Apis dorsata (giant honeybee), 712 nucleotides. RefSeq lists its product as uncharacterized. The transcript is spliced from 3 exons. Bases 218 to 643 code for a protein of 141 amino acids. Lineage: Eukaryota; Metazoa; Arthropoda; Insecta; Hymenoptera; Apidae. The record is from RefSeq and is a predicted model, not a curated record.
GAGUCUAGUUGUGUUGCAAAUGUUCAUUGUGAAAAUGGAUCACAAUGUUUAAGUAGGGAUUCAAUACGAAUUUGAUCACUCGAAUAAGUGGGAGAAUUUGCUGCUUCGAAGGUAGGCAACUGUGUAUAAAAUCAAGGGAAGGUAUCGAAAAUGUGACAUACGACUUGUCACUCUCUAUGUGUUUAAGAUUAUUCCUAGAUCUUUGAUACGAAACACGAUGCAAUUAAUUACUAUUACAAUUUUUGUUGUUUUUUGUUGUUACGUUAUGCCAUGUACAGUGGCAAAAGAAGAUAUUUUAUCAUCGGAAGAGAAUAAUUUUUCGAAUUUUGAUCAAUCUGUUAUUCAACCAGAAAAUGAACAAUAUUCAGGUGCUGUAUUAAAUAGGCAAAAGAGAACACUUUUGCUAAAGAAAAAGCUUAUCGGUGCGGGACUUUUGGGUUUUGGAUUAGGUGUUGCAAAAGGAUACAAGAUUGGUUAUAAGACUCCAGAAGUUCAUCAUGUAUAUUUGUCUCCUCCUCCAGCAUCCGUGAAAUAUGUAGAAUACGUUGAUAAACCUAUUUUUAUUGAAAGAAUAAUUGAAAGGCCUGCUUCGGUUUUUAAACCGGUACAUGUUGAAUAUAAGGAUGCUUCUUCUUAUGGGUAAAUUAUUAUUUAUUGCUAUUUCUUUGUUAUUUAGUAUGCAUCAUAUAAUUUAGUAUGCAUAAAAUUCUUU